CGAUCCUUUUUAAGAGAGAGAUCCCUCAACAUGCGGCCCACUGCGCUCCUCCGCAACGUCGCCGCCUCAGGCAGCGGCCCGACGCCCUUCAGCUCGGCGCACAAGGCCUACGUCCAGUCGCUCUACCGGCGCUACCUGCGCAACUCGCUCAACUGGUGUAUCCGCCGCGACAUCUGGCGCGACCGGGCCAUUGAGAUCCGCGCCGAAUUCGAGCGAGCAAGAAACAUUCGCAACCCGCGUGAGCUCGCGAGGGUCCUCGAGCAGGCCGAGAAGCAGUUGGAGGAGAAUGCGCACCCGGAUCCUUACAAAACGCCCAUGGGAGAGGACGGCACGAAGUGGGAGAGGAACCUUCCCCCACGCAUGUUUUCCAAGGCCGAGAAGGAAGCGGCUCUCCACGGAGGGCACUAAAGUCAUCGAUAGUCCUCAAGAGCACACCAAGCAAGAGAAUAUCAAUCAUUUUCAUCAUUUGCCUCUAAGCAGAUCUAGUGCUCCAUUCACUCCCCAUCGACAUUGUGCUGCUCAAUGACGUCGUCGAUCUUGAGAACAGCCCUGACAAGCUGGGUAGCGAGGAGAAGUUGCUGCCUCUUGCUGACCAUUGGGUCGAACACUCUGCACCUCUUCAUGUCGUUGUCGCCCGAGCCCAUGCAGUCAAUGCCAAGCUUGGGGUCACCCUCAUUGACUUGCCGACUCUUGACCUCUGCCAGCGUCUCGAUGGGCGAGUAGCCGCUGUUCUCGGCC
Molecule: messenger RNA, 738 nt
Organism: Acaromyces ingoldii
Lineage: Eukaryota; Fungi; Basidiomycota; Exobasidiomycetes; Exobasidiales; Cryptobasidiaceae
Exons: 3
Coding region: 31-408 (125 amino acids)
Biological process (GO): mitochondrial electron transport, NADH to ubiquinone
Source: RefSeq, a predicted model, not a curated record